GGUGGAAAUGUGGAAUCCCUUUAAAAGAUUUAUUGAAUUCCAUUUAUGGCGAAUAAAUACCACUGCCUCCUUUUGGAACUGGAAACUCAUACCCAGUCCAAGUCGUUUCGUUGAAUUUCUUAUUACCCCAACAGAAUCUGCCAAAUUACCCCAAAUUAACUGAGAAUUUUCAGAAAUUUAGAGAAACGUUUCAAGCUUCAACCUUUUGAUGGACCCAAGAUUAUUUCUAGUAAUUUCCCUCUGUUUCCUUGUUCAAUUCUCUCAUGGAAAAGACUCAUUGUUGAAAAUGACAACCGGUCGUUCUACGGCGCCUUUUGAUCCGACCCGUGUCACCCAAAUCUCGUGGAGUCCAAGGGCUUUUCUGUAUAGAGGGUUUUUGACUGAUGAGGAGUGUGACCAUUUCAUUACUCUGGCUAAAGAUAAGCUGGAGAAAUCUAUGGUAGCUGACAAUGAUUCUGGCAAGAGUAUAGAGAGCGAAGUCCGGACAAGUUCUGGCAUGUUCUUGCAAAAGGGUCAGGAUGCAAUAAUAGCCGGUGUUGAGGAGAAAAUUGCUGCAUGGACUUUCCUCCCUGUAGAAAAUGGGGAGGCUAUGCAGAUUUUGCAUUAUGAGCAUGGCCAAAAGUACGAGCCACAUUUUGACUUUUUCCACGACAAGGCUAAUCUAGAAUUGGGUGGUCACCGGGUCGCUACUGUGCUCAUGUAUUUAUCGGAUGUGGCGAAGGGCGGCGAAACAGUUUUUCCUCACUCUGAAUUUAAAGAUAAACAACAAAAGGGUGAAGACUUGUCUGAUUGCGCCAAACAAGGCUACUCAGUGAAACCCAGGAAAGGCGACGCACUGUUAUUCUUCAGUCUCCACCCAGACGCCACCACUGACAACACGAGCCUGCAUGGGAGCUGCCCUGUCAUUGAGGGCGAGAAAUGGUCCGCAACCAAGUGGAUCCACGUCCGAUCCUUUGAAACUCCAGCGGCCAGGUCAACGAGUGAGUGCGUUGAUGAGGAUCCCAACUGCGCAUCAUGGGCUCUCAGAGGGGAGUGCGAGAAGAACCCGCUGUACAUGGUUGGAAGCAAGGACGACCCUGGUUAUUGCCGGAAGAGCUGCAAGGCUUGCUCCUCUUAGUAAAAAUGGUUUCUUGAGCUGAUUUUCAGACAAAAAAAUUGAAGCAGUUUGCGAUUUAUAUACUUGAGAAAGAAACUAAUGUACUACUUAUAUAUGAAGGAAUACAAUCAAACUUUUGUAGUGAUAA
Salvia splendens (bonfire salvia) is the source of this 1244-nucleotide messenger RNA. RefSeq names its product probable prolyl 4-hydroxylase 7. Gene Ontology annotation, biological process: peptidyl-proline hydroxylation to 4-hydroxy-L-proline. The record is from RefSeq and is a predicted model, not a curated record. The transcript has 8 exons. Bases 209 to 1117 code for a protein of 302 amino acids. Gene Ontology annotation, molecular function: iron ion binding; procollagen-proline 4-dioxygenase activity; L-ascorbic acid binding. Lineage: Eukaryota; Viridiplantae; Streptophyta; Magnoliopsida; Lamiales; Lamiaceae. Gene Ontology annotation, cellular component: endoplasmic reticulum.